CGAACCGGAAACAUGUUUGUGCUUACAGUAGUGAAGUGUAGGAGUUUAUGCGCACGCCCAUGUUCUACACAUUGAUAUAUACUCUCAUCCCUGAUUGAUCUGUGAUCUGUGAUCGACGACAGGUAAAACCAGGAAACAUGGCUAUGAGGAAUAGAAAAAUUCCGAAGGAGGUGUUAGCCGUGUUUGAAAAGUAUAUGAAGAAUAAUGUGAGAAAUCUGAAGAAAGAACAAGCUCUGGAAUUGUUUCAACAAGAAUUUGGUCUUGAUGAUGAACAGGGACAGAUCAUGUUCGAUACAUUUGACAAGGAUAAGAAUGGAAUAAUGAGCAUAUGGGAGUUUCAGCAAUUUUACAUGAGCGUCGGCGAUUGUGCCCAGGAUGUGAUAAACAAAUUCAAAGAAAUAGACGCAGAUGGAAGCGGCAAGCUGGACAGUGAUGAGGCAAAGGAAGGCCUCAAAACAUUAAAAACUGCAACUGGAAGAAAUUUAGAAGAAAAGGAAAUAGAUUUUUUUAUGAAAAGCUGUAAAGGUGAAGACGGCAUGAUAGAUCUUGGCCAGUUUAUGAAUCUUUUAUAUACAUUAAAACUUUAUAAAGCUCCAGCCCCGAAGAAAUAAUUGAUGAAAGUGUUGAAGGACUUGAGUAUUCUUUGAAGUGUACAUUUAAAGAAAAAUGCAAUGGUGUUUUACAUUUAUAAUAUACGUGUUUUUUAUAAUUACAUAUAUAUUUUUGUAGGGGUUAUUCUAGAUAAUCAUUUACUAACAUUAUUUUUUUGUUAUAAACUUCCCGAUAUUCAAUUCAGAAUUCUAGAAGUGAAGUUCCCAAUGAAAAUCAAAGCAGUAGAGGUUUUAAAGUAUUGAGAAAGGCACAAAGGUUCAAAAUAUAUGCUGCAAUUAAUCACAAUUAAGUUGCGUCAGUUUUAGAAAAGAACAAAAUGAGAUGUAUAUGCAUGUAGAUGUUUUGUAUCAACAUAUUUACGUUGUAAUGUAUUAAACCUUUAGACAGGCGAAAACUGGUUCUAACUAUCCCACCAGUGCAGAAAAAGACCACGUACUGGACUGUACGUAAUUCAGACAGUAAAUAUUUUGAAUGGUUUUGUCCGUCUUUCAUUCCGGACAAGUCAAUUUUAGAUAUUAUGCGUAAUAAGGGUUUGAUUUAGUUCCAAUCCUAUUCCGACAAUUUGUUACUACAUUGUACUACAGAGUAAAAAUACACUUUUCGAUAUUUCGGGUAGGGUAAUUUAAGCCAUGCUUGAGUGCAUUUUGUGUUAAAUUAAAUCAACUUAAGAAUUUCCAUAAUUAUAUCAUUAGGCUUUUACACGGAAAUGAGAGUAAUUUCAGAAUUGUUACACUUCAUUUCCAGCAACAUUCAAAUCGUAUUUGGGGUGAUUUGCUUGACCUCUAUAUAUCAUUGUUUGUUAACAGAUAAUUGGAAUAUAUAUACUGUAUUAAUACUUGCUUUUUUAUAUGUUUCUUUGAGAUGGAAUGUAUUCUUCUGUAUUUUUUUGUUAAUAAAUAUUCUAUUAAACUAA
Molecule: messenger RNA, 1525 nt
Organism: Ruditapes philippinarum (Manila clam)
Lineage: Eukaryota; Metazoa; Mollusca; Bivalvia; Venerida; Veneridae
Product: calcium-binding protein 1-like
Exons: 3
Coding region: 138-611 (157 amino acids)
Molecular function (GO): calcium ion binding
Source: RefSeq, a predicted model, not a curated record